Molecule: messenger RNA, 1756 nt
Organism: Salpingoeca rosetta
Lineage: Eukaryota; Choanoflagellata; Craspedida; Salpingoecidae
Product: tyrosine 3-monooxygenase/tryptophan 5-monooxygenase activation protein
Exons: 5
Coding region: 79-807 (242 amino acids)
Biological process (GO): signal transduction
Cellular component (GO): cytoplasm
Source: RefSeq, a predicted model, not a curated record
ACAACCGCUUGCCACCACAGCGCCAACUCAGCCCUUCAACUCAACAGAACACCCCCUUAUCCCACAACAAACAGCAUCAUGUCUGAGCGGGACGAUACCGUGACACAGGCCAAGCUCGCCGAGCAGGCCGAGCGCUACGAGGACAUGGCCGCGGCCAUGAAGAAGGUCACCGAGAUGGACAGCGAGCUCAGCCCCGAGGAGCGCAACCUCCUCUCCGUCGCCUACAAGAACGUUGUCGGCACCCGCCGCUCGUCCUGGCGUGUCAUCUCCUCCAUCGAACAGAAGACCGAGAGCAACGAGCGCAAGCAGUCGAUGGCCAAGGAGUACAGGGAGAAGAUUGAGGGUGAGCUCAAGACCAUCUGCGAGGAGGUCCUGAAACUCCUGGACGACCACCUCGUCCCCAAGUCCACCAACUCUGAGAGCAAGGUCUUCUACCUCAAGAUGAAGGGCGACUACUACCGCUACCUCGCUGAGGUCGCAACCGGCGACGACCGCGACAAGAUUGUCAACGACUCGCAGGAGGCCUACCAGGCGGCCCUUGACAUCAGCAAAUCCGAGAUGGCGCCCACGCACCCCAUCCGCCUCGGCCUUGCCCUCAACUUCUCCGUCUUCUACUACGAGAUCAAGAACACCCCCGACAAGGCCUGCCACCUUGCCAAGCAGGCGUUUGACGACGCCAUUGCCGAGCUCGACACCCUCAACGAGGAGUCGUACAAAGACAGCACACUCAUCAUGCAGCUGCUGCGCGACAACCUCACGCUCUGGACCUCGGACACCGACAACGUGGACGGCGAUGACGAGAACUAAAGGACAGAUUGGCCUCGUGAAAUGAACUUGGUGGCGUCGCCUCCUCCCUCCCUCGUCUUCCAGAUCUAAGGCGGGAUCGUGUGGGAGAGUUGUGGCGUUGCUGGCUUUGUUUCGUGUGUUCUCUUCAUGUGACGUUAUGUCCUAUUGUCGUGCUCUUUCGUGUCCUCUUUUCUUUUCCCCCUUUCUGCCCCGCGCAUCGUCUCUCCAAACUGCCUGUCUGCCAUGUCAAGCCUUUCCCCUGCCCACUCUCUUUGUCGGUGUUCCUUGUCAUUCCGCCUUUGCGGUCUGAGGUUCGCUCGACCCAGUCCCCUCCUUUUCCCCUUUGACUUGGUAGCGGUGUGGUGUCCAUUGGGCUGUGCGUUUGCGCACGUGGCACCUUGCUUGCUGCGUGGCGUGCUUGCGGCGGCUCGCACGUUUUCGCCGUUGUGCAUGUGUCGCAUUUUCCCCCUCCUCUUCUUCCUCCUUGCGUUUCCCAUUUCUUUGUUCCUCCUCUUCCCCAUUUGCAGUGUUUGGUGGUGAUUCCACCGGCAUGUGAGUGUAUGUGUACGUGUACGCGCGUGCUGUCGUGUUGUCUGCAUGUGUGAAUGUGAAGUGAAGCCUCGCAGCAUUGAACCAAGCACACUUGCUUCUUCUCUGUGCAUUUGUUUUGGAAACUUGUCUCUCUACCCGUGAUUGUCGACUGUGUAUGUGCGCGUGUGUACAUGUAUUGUGUGGGCUUUGUCGCCGUGUGCCUGGCUGAGGUGUUUGCGUGUCGCGCCCCGUGAACUCUCUUGCUCCCCUUCCUCUCCCUGUUUCCUUCCUUGUUGGAUCUCCUCCUUUUCUGGGCAACGUUGGCAUAGCUGCUGCUACUGCUUUCCCGCACUUGCGUUUCUUUUGCGGGUUCUGCCCAGCCGUAGCGUGUCGCGUUGUGUGUGUCCAACGCAAACAGCAAAACCCCCCAAAUCGCACA